Aspergillus viridinutans is the source of this 855-nucleotide messenger RNA. RefSeq lists its product as uncharacterized. NCBI's taxonomy places the organism in Eukaryota, Fungi, Ascomycota, Eurotiomycetes, Eurotiales, Aspergillaceae. The transcript has a single exon. The record is from RefSeq and is a predicted model, not a curated record. Bases 1 to 855 code for a protein of 284 amino acids.
AUGUUGCUCCCUUCUGCGCUUCCCUGCGACAUGCGACGCUCCUCAACCCGGUCGCGCUUCACACCCAAUCGCCUUUUCUCGACGCCUCCCCCGUCCGACAACGACGUCUUUCCAUCAAGCAAUGGGCUACUGGGGACCUGUCGCGCCCUUCAAUCUCUUCUAAGUGGCUCUCCCGCACCGUCUUCGCGACGAGCCAAACCAGAACGUCUCCAGAGUCCGUUCCACCUCGCAUCUUCCACAUCCUCCACACGGCCACGAAAGCCAAAGACACAAACACGCUCUCGACCUUCCUCUCUUAAACCAUCACCGAAACCCUCUCGCGGCGCAAACAAGCGCACACGCGCCAGCUACGAGGCCGACAGCGACGCAGACUCAGAAGUUCAGACUCCGCGCGCUCGAUUUUCCACCCCAAAGCGUCGACGCUACGUCCCCUACGAUCUCCCCCUCGGUCUAUCGCAAUCAGACUUUUAUUCUCUGAAUUCACCACCAACCACACAAUCGCCGCCCUCUCCCGCGCAGCGACGACAGCAAGAGCUUUGCGACGAGGUGCGCGCACCGCUGCCGCCCUCGCCGUCUCCCUCCUCGCAGUCGCAGUUUGAUCCCGACGCAGCGCUACCGUCCAUUGAAGAAACGGGGCCAGAUUCUUGGACCUCCGAAGAUGACCGGCAACUUGUGGAGGUUGUCCUAGAAAAAUUCCAGCUCUCCAAGCGCGACUGGGACGAGUGCGCGCGCCAACUCGGCAAGGAUCAGGAUAGCAUUGGGCGCAGGUGGGAGGCGCUCAUUGGAGAGGGGAAUGUGGGAUUGCGACGCGGACGGCGGAUGGUCCGCGGUCGAAUCGAUGAGAGUUGGCUUUAG